AAAAACGAUGGGAGCCAUGUUUGUAAUGGGAGGUUAAUCGCUAGACCCAGAGCGAUUUAUCAAGCAGAAGGCUUUAGAAUUUGAAUCAGCUGCCUUGGUCCGCUACUCACUUGAUGAUUUACUGCUCAAUUCCCAUGAAGAAGAAUGUCUCAUCUCUUUCAUAAUUUGUUGAACCUGGAUAAACCCUAAUGCUCUGCUGUUUCAUGGUAAGUAGCCUGCAAUGUUUGGUUUUUCCAGUUCAAGAUUAGCUUUGUAUAAGAGUGUUUCUCUGUUUGUCUCAAAUGUCCAACUAGGUAUUCUUCCUUUUCACUCAUUAUUCGCAAUCAGAUCCUCUUCGUCUACCAUAUCUUCUAAUUUGAAUGAGCACUCAUUUAUAGUCAUGACAUACCUUAUAAAUUCAUGUGGAUUAACCCUAAAAUCUGCUCAAUCUAUCUCUAAGAGGAUAUGGUUUAAAACCCCUGAAAGACCCGACUCAGUAUUAAGGUUUUUCAGGGAACAUGGAUUCGCGGAUUCCCAGAUCUCCAAAAUUGUUAAGUAUCGGCCCUGUUUGCUUUUAAUGAAACCAGAAAAGACAUUCUUGCCCAAGCUUGAGUUUCUGCGUUCUAUAGGGGUUUCAAGAUCAGGCGUUCCUAUAUUUGUUUCUAGGAAUCCAGAUUUGUUGGCUCGAAGUUUAGAGCGGUGUCUGAUCCCAAUUUACGAAAUCCUUAAAAGUGUGCUUAUCUCUGAAGAGAAAGUGGUUACGACCCUGAAUCGCAUGGAAAACAGAUCUUUGCAGUCUUUUCACAAAACAUUUUCUAACAAUUUAUCACUCUUAAGAGGACUUGGAAUCUCUCAAUCUUCCAUCUCUUCCUUGGUCACCCAAUGUCCCUCGGUCAUGUGCCAAAAAGUGGGCAAGUUUGCUGAAGUGGUCAAGAAGGUUAUGAAUCUAGGAUUUGACCCUUCAAAAGUUACAUUUGUUAUUGCUGUCCUUGUUUUUCAUUCGAUGUCACACAAAACAUGGGAAUACAAAAUGGAGGUUUAUGGGAGGUUCGGUUUGUCUGAAGAUGAGAUUUGGUCGAUGUUCAGAAAGCAUCCUAAAUGUAUGUCUUUGUCUGAGAAGAAGGUCACUGGCGUGAUGAAUUUUCUUGUGUGCAAGAUGGGUUGGCAGGCUGCUGCUGUUGCCAGAGUUCCAAGCAUUCUUUGUCGUAGCUUAGAGAAGGGGAUUAUGCCUAGAUGUUCAGUUGUAAGAGUUUUGCUUUUAAAGGGUUUGAUUAAGGCCGACAUCCAUUUAUCUUCAGUGUUGAUACCUUCUGAAAAGAGCUUCUUGGAAAGUUUUGUGAUCAAGCAUCAAGAACAGUUGCCUCAAUUGUUAGAUCUCUAUCAGGGAAAAAUGAGUCUUACAGAUCUUGGUUUUGGCUUUGAUGAUAAAUCUGGGAUUUCUGGUAAACCUUGAAUGAGUAACUUUGAUAGCUAACUUUUACUUCUCAUUAGACUCUUUUUUUUUUUUUUUUUUUUUUUGUUCAAUUUGCAACUGGUCAAGUUUUGAAGAUUUUUUUUUUAUAAGCAAAAGAUGGUGGCUUCCAUUUUUCUGUCUUGCAAUAACUUGAAGUUAAGUCUUGCAUUUGAUUGCUUGUUUCCUGUAAACCAAAAUGAUCUAUUUUGUU
Hevea brasiliensis (rubber tree) is the source of this 1643-nucleotide messenger RNA. RefSeq lists its product as uncharacterized. The transcript has a single exon. Gene Ontology annotation, biological process: regulation of DNA-templated transcription; chloroplast organization. The record is from RefSeq and is a predicted model, not a curated record. Lineage: Eukaryota; Viridiplantae; Streptophyta; Magnoliopsida; Malpighiales; Euphorbiaceae. Gene Ontology annotation, molecular function: double-stranded DNA binding. Gene Ontology annotation, cellular component: chloroplast. The coding region runs from base 221 to 1432 and encodes 403 amino acids.